CAUUUCACGUUCGUUACUCCAAGGAAAGUAGUUUUAAGAUCGAAAGAAACCCUGGCUGGCUUUGGGGGUGUGAACCUGCCUCGAGAUCUCCACUUCCUCUGAUGACAGUUGUGAACACAAUACAGACCAUAUUAUUUGAUUUUUCCUCCUUCCCAAAAGCGCAACUCGGUCUUUAAUGCGCGGUAAUAGAUGUAACGAGGGUGAAUUUAUCUCACUGUGAAUAGCGAUCGAGCCGACCCUGGAGCGCGAGAGGAGGUCGCGAGCAGCGCCCACAACAGCAGCCAUGAAGCCCGUCUACGGCCGCCCCGACCCCGCCGACACCAACAAGCGGGCCACGUGCUACGUGUGCGGGUCCCCGCGCUGCGCGGAAUAUCCGCUGGCCAUCCGACAGCAGGCGGCGGGGCCCUACUUCCCGUUCCUGGAGACGCACGAGCCCCCCGACGGGUCGGAGCCGCCCUCGGCGGACGGGCGCGUUCUGGCGUGCUUCCUGUGCUACUCGUACCUGACGCAGCAGUGGGACCUCUACGAGCGCGACAAAGUGCCGCCCGUCAAGCGAAUCUACUGGCUUAAACGCGUCGACAACGGCCCGUACACGGGGGUCGAGGUGGGCGUGCAGAGCGAGUACGCCUCGCAGCUGCUGGGCCUAGCGCCCGACCCGCCCGCCGCGGAAUCCAAGCGGGCGGGCGCCAGUGGGGCCGCGCGCGGUCAGCCGCCGCCCGCCGUAGCAGCAGCGGCGCCCACCGCGCCCUUGGAACCCAAACGCGCCCGGGGUACCGCCGCUACCGCUAGGGAUUGCGGUGCCACAGUUGUGCCCCCAGCAGGAGGCGCUGGACCUGUCGCUGGACGGGCGGCGCGGCACGAAGCGCGGGCGCGAGGAGGAGGCGGGCGCCGCCACGCCGCCGCGCGCGGAGGUGCUGGACCUGCGGAUGCCCGACAAGAACGCGCCGACGGAGGUGUGCUACGUGUGCGGCGCGCAGCACAAGAAGGGCACGCUGGUGGGCAUCUUCGCCAAGCAGAGCGGCGCGUGCCCGUUUUUUCCCAGCCUGAUGUUGCACCCGCGCCCCAGUAAGUCGCACCCCAUGGAGGCGUCGGGGCGCGUGCAGGCGUGCCGCGACUGCUUCAGCCACCUGCAGCUGCAGUGGGACGCCUACGAGGCGCACAAGGUCCCGCACGACGAGCGCAACUACUCGCUGCGGCGGCGCGCGCCCCCGCAGGAGGCCGCCGGCUUCGUGUGCUACAAGUGCGGCCGCGAGUGCCCGUCCAGCUCGCUGUGCCUGAUGUACUGCAGACCCAACGCGGACAAGGAGCCCUUCUACCCCUUCAUCCAGCGGCUGGAGGCGCCCGAGGGCGCGUCGCCCAUCUCGCCGCAGGGCAUGGUGCAGGUGUGCUCGCACUGCUGCAAGACCAUCCCGCAGGAGCAGAAGAUGCUGCAGGAGAAGGAGGAGAGCGCGCGAGUCCGGCCGGCGGAGGCGAAGGGCGUUGCGGAGGGCGUGAGCGGGCCACACGGCGGCGGUGCCCCUCCCCCCGCCGCCACGCCGCCCUCGCAAAGCUCCCCGAGGAGGCGGUGUGUUACCUCUGCCACCAGCCGCACAAGGCGCAGGUCAUGCACUGGCUGUCCAUGGUGCUCGACCCCAAGAACCCCGAGGCCAUGUACUUCCUGUUCCUCAAGUACCAGCCGCGGGCGUCGCAGGGCACGGUGAUCGAGGACGGGCGCGUGCUGGUGUGCACGCUGUGCCACCAGCACCUGAGCGCGCAGUGGGCCGAGUACCAGCGCGAGAACGUGCCCCUCGAGCACCGCCAGUUCUCCCUGCGGCACAUGCCCAUGACCUCGCAGUCGCCGCGCCUCACGCCUCACUCGUCUCCGGGCAUCUCCACGCCCACGGACGGAUUACCCCUUCCUGAAAGAACACAAUCGACCGCCUGGGGGCAUGGUGGUGGACAAUGGGCAUUCGGUGGUCGUGUGCAAGGACUGUUACUCUUCUCUCAAAAACCAAUACAUAGAGUUGGAGAGAUGGGGAGUGCCGGUUGAGAAGAGGCAGUACAACUGGAUACAGCGCCCUCCGCCGCCAGAGUUCCAUCGGGACUCCUCUGCCACUGGCCCCAAGCCCGUCCAGGGGCAGAUCUCGGGUGCACAGCCUCAGUUGGCAGACCCUGGGGUAUCUAGCCCAGGCUCUCAUCCAGGGACUCCCCCUGGUGGCUUGUCCCAGCCGAGAGGGGGGGGCAGCCCCAGGGGCUCCCUUGGCCCUCCUCCGGGCUCUUCUAGUGCGGCAGAUGACGGUGUUGAAAGUCGGGUAACUUCAGGUAAGGUGAGUGAGGAACCAGCCUCAUCAGCCAGCAGCACCAUACCAAAGACGUCGACAGUGGUGACAGGGCCCGUAGCAACUGCUUCAGAUGCUUCCUGUGAUGGAACUAUCCCCUCCUGUUAUGCCCCCCUUCAGCUCAAAAUCGGUGUCGCCAGGCAGGGGGGCAAACCACCUCACGCCCUCACCCAGCGAAGCUCAGUGGCGGCCAGUGAAGGUAUCAACUCUGGCGAUGCCAACACCCUCAGAUCCCCCCCAGUGGACCAGCUCGCCCAUUGGAACCAGAAGCCCAAAAGGAACGGGGUCUGGGAGCGUCUCCCCCCCAUCAAAGCCUCAACCCACCACCAGCUUCUAGAGGAUCAGAAGAGUAGGCAGUCUGUCAUAAGAGGAUUCAGCAGCCCGGGAGUGCCCUCGGAGAGCGACUCCCGACCGCAGCUCUCGCCCCACCACCCAAAGCAGCUUCUUUCACCACCACACGAACUUCAGGCGAAAUGUUCAUGAAGACUAGGAUUGCCAGGCCAAGUCUUCCUUCCCUUUACCUCCAUGGGGGUUCAUACCAUUGACCGCAACGCUUCUGUAUUAAAGAAAAUGUAUGCCUUAAUCUUUUUGUUAUUAUGAUGAUUUUAUUUAUUUUUUUAUCUAGGUAGAGCCUUGUCUUGGCCUCGUCUUGCUUUAACAUGAGAAGUUAAGGACCUACAUGUGCAGUCUAUAACGUGCUUGUCAUGCCAUUUGCAAUACUGUAUUCCAUUUUUUUUAUGGUAUUUGGUAUGAAUUUAGCCCAUAGGGGAAAUAUUAACAAAUGGACCAAAAUUUUCAUCUGUAUUCUUUUAGUCAGUAAAAUAGUUAAUUUUUUGUUUGUUAUGGUGUGAUGUUGAAUGAUAAAUGUUAAAAGAAGCAAACUAUUGAUAUUGAGGAACUUUUAAGAUUAUGAAUACAUAUUUAUAAGAAAAAAAAAAUACAUACCAGUAUAUAUUA
Messenger RNA from Penaeus monodon (black tiger shrimp), 3275 nucleotides. RefSeq lists its product as uncharacterized. The record is from RefSeq and is a predicted model, not a curated record. Lineage: Eukaryota; Metazoa; Arthropoda; Malacostraca; Decapoda; Penaeidae.